AAUACCUCCUCGGCAUGCCAGGCACGCCGAGCCCGAGUCGCCACGAGCCCGAGAAGCGGCCCACUAGCGCCAUGGCGCUGCCAGCGCGGAAGCGCCUCCGGUAUGAUUCGUUCGACCUCGAGCGCCAGCCAUGCGCGCUGCGGUUGGUGCUAAGCCCCGACUGCGCGCUCUCUGCCGAGCAGGUCCACGAAAUGUACUCGCUCGGGCUUGGCAUCAUUGACGUCUCGCGCGACUACAACAACUUUGCCGCGCUCUUGCGCGCCGACUUUCGCAGCGUCUUUACCGACGACGCCACGUACCACCGCCUGAGCCGCUUCAUGUGCACCUUCUCGGCAGACCUCGCGGCCGACGGCAGCAUGAGCCUGCGCAUCGCCAACUUUAGCCACAACCCCGUCACGCUCAACGGCAAGCGCCUGCGGCGCAAGCCGGAUGACCUCGUGCAGCUCCACGAACGGGACAUGAUUGUCCUCUUGGAGGACAAGAACAAGAAGCCGCUGGUGGCCUACCGCGUCGAAGACCGGUCCGAAGACGACUCGAGCAUCGGCAUCCUCUUUGCGUCGCCGUUGGUCGAGCUGGAUCAUGCGACAGGAACGCCGUCGCCACUCUCGGAACUCGACUUUCGGAAUGAGUACCACUCGGUGCGGGAUGUCCUCAAGAAGGCCCUCGACAAAUUCCAAAAGUCGCUCACAGAAGACUCGGAAGGUGCCGCCGCCCAGGUCCACGCGGUGCACAAGCCAAUCCACGUGUACACGCGGCUCGCGACCAAACAGUCGUUCCGCGAGUGGAGUGCAUCGCUGACCAUUCUGCACUUUACGGGCCACGGCAACGACCAAUGGCUGUACAUGGAAGGAUCGAUGCCAGGGCCCGCCGUGCCCGUGAGCCCCGCCGAGAUCAUGGAGCUGCUACCAGACAAGAUGGCGCUGCGGCUCGUGUUUCUCUCGUCGUGCGCGUCGGCCAAUAUCGCGGCGGCCUUCUUGGCUCGCGGAGUCAAGCACGUCAUCGCAACGCAGCCCGCGUCCGAGCUCGAGGACAAGGCAGCGAUCGCCUUUACGCGUCACUUUUACGGGUCGAUUGCAUCGGGGCGCACCGUCCAAGAAGCGUUUGACGUGGGCCAACGCGCGGUGGCGGUGCUGCAUAGCACGGCCAACCCCGCCGAGGUCGCGCGCAAGUUUAUCUUGCUGCCAGUGGACGGCAACCACGAAGUGCCCAUUUUCCCGCCCAAGGAAAAGCGGCAGCCCCAAUCGAAUUCGUCGUCGUCACUCGAGGACGAUUUGCGGGAUGCGUCGCAGUGGAUGGAAGCCACCACGCAAGACGAGCCUACAGCCUUGACGCCAACGACGUCGCUCAUGUACCCGACCAUGCUCGAAACCACGUGCACGAACUUUGGCUUUCGCAAUCUGGACAUGUACAAUGUCUUUAUGCUGCUCGAGACGAACCGUGUUGUGACGCUCACGGGCGACCACGGCAUCGGCAAGACGGAGAUGGCGACCGCGAUCGCUCGCUACAUGGAUGUGCGCCAGCGCGGAUGGCACCGCGUGUGCAUGGCCUCGAUCGGCGAGCUCCAGAAGCAGCUCCGGUGCGUCCCCAACGAAGACGACGCGGCGUACGCGGCACGGCUCGGCCACACCAUUCUCCAAAAGCUCAAGGCCACCGGCGACCUCUCGGAUUGGCCGGCGUUUGCUGUCAUCGACGACUGCGAUCUGCUCUUGGCAACUAACGCGCUGCGAGAGCGGCUCCAAAAGGUUGUCGAGUACCUUCUCAAGUCGCACCGGUCGCUGCGCAUUCUGCUCACGGCGCAAGAGGCCUUUGAGAUGCCGCUCGUCAACGACAAGGUGUAUUUGCGGGCGACAUACGCGGUGCCGCCGCUCUCGCCCUUGGACGCCGCGACCCUCUUUGCGAAGCUCAAUAGUCAGCCCAUGGAUAGAAUGCAGUACGCGCGACUGCAGGUGGCCGAGCCCAAGACAACUCUGUCGCCGACCGAGUUGGCGCAGCUCCUGUGCACGAGCCCGCAGCUGCAGGCCACGAACGGCAACCCGCUCAUGAUCCUCCGGCUCUUUGAGGAAGUCUGCACUGGCAGCUCCGAGCAGUAAAGAGGUCAAGUGCGCCACAUACUAGCAUAUGCACAGCGCAACACUAUCGUUUGAAAGUUACAAUCGAUGCCCGUCUUGCGACAGCUCGUACAUUUCGCCCACCUCGC
Messenger RNA from Saprolegnia parasitica CBS 223.65, 2197 nucleotides. RefSeq lists its product as hypothetical. The transcript is spliced from 11 exons. The coding region runs from base 15 to 2090 and encodes 691 amino acids. The record is from RefSeq and is a predicted model, not a curated record. NCBI's taxonomy places the organism in Eukaryota, Oomycota, Saprolegniomycetes, Saprolegniales, Saprolegniaceae.